This is a messenger RNA of Corylus avellana, 2094 nucleotides long. It is a transcript of the gene CNGC16, whose product is annotated as cyclic nucleotide-gated channel 16. Gene Ontology annotation, cellular component: membrane. The record is from RefSeq and is a predicted model, not a curated record. Lineage: Eukaryota; Viridiplantae; Streptophyta; Magnoliopsida; Fagales; Betulaceae. Gene Ontology annotation, molecular function: monoatomic ion channel activity. Gene Ontology annotation, biological process: monoatomic ion transport; transmembrane transport.
AUGCAUAGCGUCCACCACCCACUCUACACCACCUCCGCUCGUUUCCGCCGUGGCUUCCCCAAGUCCUUCUCGCUCCGCCGCAAGGUCCCAGCUUGGCGGGACCUGAUCCUGGACCCGGGCUCAGAGCUCGUCACCCAAUGGAACCACGUCUUCCUCGUCACCUCCCUCCUCACCUUGUUCCUUGACCCUCUCUACUUCUACCUCCCCGUCAUCGGCGGUCCCGCCUGCAUGCAGAUCGACGUCGGCCUCGGCGUCUUCAUCACCUUCCUCAGGACCGUCGCCGACCUCUUCCACCUCCUCCACAUGGUCAUGAAGUUUCGCACCGCCUUUGUCGCUCCCAGCUCUCGUGUCUUCGGCCGCGGCGACCUUGUCGUCAACUCGUCCGCCAUCGCCUCCCGGUAUCUGAGGUCGGAUUUCUUGGUUGAUCUCGCUGCCACGCUGCCUCUCCCCCAGAUAGUCAUAUGGUUCGUAAUUCCAGCGGUGAAAAACCGAACAGCUGCUCAUGCGAACCACACGCUUUCUCUGAUUGUUCUCCUUCAGUAUGUUCCUCGUUUUUUUGUUAUUUUUCCUUUGCACCGGCGGAUCAUCAAAACCACCGGAUCUAUAGCCAAGACUGCUUGGGCAGGGGCAGUGUACAAUCUCCUUCUCUAUAUUUUAGCUAGCCAUAUUUUUGGAGCUUCAUGGUAUUUGUUGUCAAUUCAGCGGCAGCUCAAGUGCUGGAGCAUAGAGUGCAUAAAUGAGAUGAAUGCCACACACUCUCCGUCAUGUGAUCCUUUGUUUCUUGACUGCAACAGUUUGGACAAACCCGAAAGGCGGGCUUGGCUGAAUGUAACUAAAGUGCUCACUAGCUGUGAUGCUCGAAAAGAUUACUCUUUCCAGUUUGGAAUGUUUGCUGAUGCCUUUACUAAUGAUGUUGCUUCUUCUAUUUUCAUUGAGAAGUACUUCUAUUGCCUGUGGUGGGGUUUGAGGAAUUUAAGCUCAUAUGGACAAACUCUAGUUACAAGCACUUUUAGCGGUGAAACAUUGUUCAGCAUUCUCAUUAGCAUAUCUGGUCUUGUUCUGUUCUCACACCUCAUAGGCAACAUGCAGAGUUAUCUGCAAUCUACAACAGCAAGACUAGAAGAAUGGAGGGUCAGACGAAGAGAUACAGAGGAGUGGAUGAGGCACCGUCAAUUACCUCCAGAAUUGCAGGAGCGUGUUCGUCGGUUUGUUCAAUACAAAUGGCUUGCUACAAGAGGUGUAGAUGAAGAAUCCAUUUUGCGCUCUUUGCCUCUGGACCUUCGCCGUCAAAUUCAAAUACAUCUUUGUCUCGCCCUUGUUCGCCGCGUUCCUUUUUUCGCGCAAAUGGAUAAUCAGCUCUUAGAUGCCAUCUGUGAACGCCUUGUGUCGUCGUUGAAUACAAAAGACACAUAUAUGGUCAGGGAGGGUGAUCCAGUGAACGAGAUGCUAUUCAUCAUUAGAGGGCAGCUGGAGAGCUCCACAACCGACGGUGGAAGAUCAGGAUUCUUCAACUCUAUUACCCUCAGAGCCGGCGAUUUUUGUGGGGAAGAGUUGCUGACAUGGGCUCUAAUGCCCACCUCAAGCCUCAACCUUCCAUCAUCAACUCGAACAGUGAAGUCCAUUACUGAAGUUGAGGCAUUUGCUCUUCGAGCUGAAGACCUAAAGUUUGUUGCCAGCCAGUUCAAGCGCCUGCAUAGCAAGAAACUCCAGCAUGCUUUCAGGUACUACUCCCACCAGUGGAGAACAUGGGGAGCUUGCUUUAUACAAGUUGCAUGGAGACGGUGCAUGAAAAGAAAGAAGGAAAUGGAGUUGGCAAGACAAGAGGACUUCUUUUAUACACAUAUUUUGGAACAAGACUUUAACUAUAGGGAUGGAUCAGGCGCAGAUUAUGUGGAUAUUAGUGGUGCUGAAAGAUUGUCAUCAGUUGACAAUGCACAUAAUGCUCAGAACUUGGGAGCUACAAUUUUGGCUUCAAAAUUUGCUACAAACACCAGAAGAGGGGUUCAACACAAGUCUGAUGCAACCAGCUUGCAGAUGCCCAAGCUGUUUAAGCCAGAGGAACCUGAUUUCUCAUCAGACACUGAAGAUAGUUGA